GGUGGCGUCCGGGAUUCUCUUCAAUGUAGACACCACCAUAUAAAUAAAACUACAUAUUCUAAACUUCACAUGGAGUUACGGAACCCAGAAUUACCGAACCAUUGCCCCUUCAUUUCCCAUCAAGCUUUAUCAUCAACAUUGGCGAUAGAUUCCGCGCCCCAUGAUCGACACCACCGAAGAACCCAAUUUUCGCAUCUUUCUCGAUUGUAUCUCUACACCUUUGAUCGAACAAUGUACAUCUGCCUCCAACUCAAAUACAUCGAAACGGAAAACGCGAAAAGCUAAAGCGGGGAGGAAAACAGCGAUAAAACCUCUAUCGAAAGAAAUCGAUGUAGAAGAAGCGAGGAUCAACGAUGCGGCGGAGCUGGCGGAGUUUAUCGAAGUACGCUCCUUUUAUAUCAAUAUCAACGAGAGCCUUUGCCCGAAGAAACGAAUAUUAAUACACAAAAUUAGUACAUCGCUCUAGAAGUAUUCACGCAUCUCCCAUCUGAUCUCCGAACCUUAUCAUACACAACCUACAUCCACGACCCCUCUCUCCAAAAAAAGUACCCCUCCCUCGUUCCCCUCGAUUUCGAAAUCUCAACUCUCCUCACCGACUCUCUCCCUGCUAGCAUCUCUGAAUCACUACACACAUACUCCCUGCUUCCUCCCUGCAUAUCAAUAUCCUCAUUUCUCCACACCCCCCUUUCUACUUACUUCUCGCAACUCCUCUCCCCGCCCCCAACACCCCAAGCCCUCCGCGCAGUCACCACUGCCUGCGAGCUCUGCGAACGCGAUUGGAUACCUCUCACCUACCACCAUCUCAUCCCCAAAUUUGUGCAUGCGAAAGUCCUGAAACGCGGUUGGCAUACCGAAGAAGAUUUAAACAAUGUAGCGUGGUUAUGCAGAGCGUGUCAUAGUUUUGUGCAUCGCGUUGCGGGGCAUGAGGAAUUGGCUAGGGAAUACUAUACGGUUGAGUUACUGGGCGAGAGGGAGGAUGUGCAGAAGUUUGUGGAUUGGGUAGGCAGAGUGAGAUGGAAGAGUAGAUGAUGAAUAUUUGAUUGGUGAUCGAUGAAGAAGUGGGGACGGAGAAGAAGGAUGGGCAAUCAUGGUUUGAAGAAGGUCAACACGUAGUAGACAUGCAUGUAUUUAGGAAGAGACGCAGGUAUGUAUGACCGUAAGCUGAGAAGACCGAGGCUAUUUCUUGGCCCUUUGAACCGACGAUUUUUCGGAAUCAAACUUACAGGAAACAGUUAGCAGUCUAUCGUAGUUGCGCAUUGCAUUUCUGUAGUGUACCAACUGUUCUCCGCGCACGUGUACUUCUUCGGCAUGAAUGUUGAGGUAGGAUACGAUAUGUAGAUUCUUCUAUGACAUUGUAUACCUGCUCAUCUCUUUUAUCAAUCCAACUAAUCAUCCCUCCAAUUUCUGACA
This is a messenger RNA of Botrytis cinerea B05.10, 1410 nucleotides long. RefSeq lists its product as hypothetical. The transcript has a single exon. The record is from RefSeq and is a predicted model, not a curated record. Lineage: Eukaryota; Fungi; Ascomycota; Leotiomycetes; Helotiales; Sclerotiniaceae. Bases 161 to 466 code for a protein of 101 amino acids.